[Candida] anglica is the source of this 2517-nucleotide messenger RNA. Lineage: Eukaryota; Fungi; Ascomycota; Pichiomycetes; Serinales; Debaryomycetaceae. The record is from the annotation of a GenBank genome assembly.
CCUAAACAAUAAGCGGCGGAACCACGACGAUUGAGCAAAAGUUCGAUCGAGUACAAGCACCAUCGACCUAACAUAGACCCGGACCACACGCGCAGUACCAGCCAGUGAACGAGCAUUGUUGUGACUCUGUAACUGCCCUAGCCUUGGAUCUUUUUUCAUUCGAUUGCACUACCCUUUUUUACAUUUUUCUUCUUUUUUUUUUUUGAGUCACCGAGUCAAACUCCGCUCUUAAUUAAAAGUGAUUACUCUGGUUAUACACUGGAUACAGAUACCUUACCUGCGUCUUCCACCAGCUCACCAGCCACUCUACAACCCACGUCUUUCUCUCUUGGGAAAGUUACGCCUUCUUCAUCACGGAAAUGCAUCCAAAGGAUGAGCUAGAAUCUGCUCCAUCCAUAUUAGAACUCUUCCUGUCAGCCAAAAAAUUACUUAGCUUACAACCCAGAGUCGAAAACAGACAACUUCGUAAGGAAAACAUCAAGACUCAACGUUCUCACAGCGACAUGAACGGCAUGGACAACUUUGACUUGUUGUCGCCGGUGUCGAUAGAUGACUUGACAUCAUAUAAGCCCAGUGCUAUCCAAGCCGCUAUAGCUUCGAAAAAGAAUGGUGGCAAGAGCUUGAUGGGUUCAUAUGUGACUCCAUCAAGUAUAAAUGACGACUCGCCUCCUGGAAGUGGAUCUUCCACCAAUAGUCGCAACAAUUCUGACACUCCAAACACUACGAUAUCUUGGGGGUCCCUUAGCCAUAUGAACCCAACCACCACGACUAGUAUGGUGAACCAUGACCAACCAAUGGACUACGAGACCAACAAUAUCGCCGCCGCAAAUACGGCGGCCAACUCUACUUCUACCUCUACUUCAACCUCCACUUUGAAUUCUAACUCAACGUUUAAUGAAUCUCACAAUGUGAGAAUAAAAAAUGAACCAACAACUACUAUAUCACCAAUUCAAAUUCAUUCUGAGAAUAAGGUGAAGACAACGGUUACAGCCAAGUCGAACUUGACUAGUUCAAUUCAUCAACAAGAACAACAAAGGCUCAAUGGAUUUGAGCAAAACAUUGGUUCUAGACCAUUACUGGUGCCUCCAUCAAUAUCAACCCCAACCCCAACGCCACCAUCCACAUCCGGCUCAGUGGCUUCCUCCUCUUCUCCGACCGAAUGUUCCAACUGUCACACCCUCAAGACUCCCUUGUGGAGGAAAGAUCCAGUGGGGAACACCUUGUGUAAUGCUUGUGGACUCUUCCAAAAAUUACAUGGUACUACAAGACCACUCAGUUUGAAAACAGAUGUUAUCAAGAAAAGAAACUCGAGAAGAUUACCAAAUAGUACCAAACUAUCUUCAUCGGUGGGGACUUCCACUCCAAGUGCAAACAUUUCAAGAAACAAUUCAAUCCAUGAUUUGGCAGUUUCGUACAAUGGUAGACCAAGUCAACCAAGUUACUCUGGAGGAAUCCCCAUCAAUAGUGGUGGCGGGAACAGCUUUACAAAUAAUCACAACAAUAACAUAGCCAUUGGUUCCAAUACCCCAACUUCGUCAUAUACCAACAACGCCAGUUUCUUACUGAAUUCUGGAGGCAUUUCCAUCAACAACUCUGGAUCUCGAUAUAAGAAUGUCUUGAUUCUUCCAAAGCCACCAGGGGGAGGAGGUGGUGGCAAUACAGUUGCACCUUCAAGAAUGAAUUCAAUUCCAAUACCAAACGGGAAUCAUAUACAAGAUGGACCACUUUCCGUGUCUCCAUUCACCAGCAAUGCAGGAACUCCUACACCGAUAUCUGGAUCAAUGGAAACAUCUCAACUGUUCAAGAGGAAAAAGGGGGAAAUGAUGGAGAAUGAAGGAGGAGUUCCAAUUUCGAACAGUCAAAGAAAUUCAUCACAAGUAUCUCUUUCUGGACAAUGGGGAGGGAAAAGAGGAUCUCUUUCAUCAUCAUUCCAAUCUUCAUCUUUGAAUAGAAGAACAUCUGUUACAAAUCUUUCCUCAUUCCAAAGAAAGAAUUCUAUUCUAGGAGUCAAUAACAUGGGAACCCCACCAACCAAUGCCUUAACUCCUACAAACAUUGGGUUAUUGAACCAAAGAUUUGCAGCGCAAACUGGGAGCUAUUUUGAUUCUAAGGGAAAUGGAUUUGCCUAUGCAAAUACUCCUGGAUCAGAAUUUGGUAACUUGACAUCUAAUGGAGAUGAAAUAUAUUCACUUCCCGAUAGUAGUAAUGAAGUUAAGGGAGAAGAUAUUGACACUGAAGAUUUUUUCAAGAAUUAUACUUCUUUACAAAAUGAAGAUAAUGAAGGAACAAAUGGAGGAUUUGUUGCACCUGCAACCAAAUUCGAAAUCCCUGUAAGUAACACUCAACCUGUUUCUUCGUUGACCACUUUAAUGGGUGGGAAGAACCAAGACCAAGGUCAGGAUAGAGAAGAUAUGAAGGAUUUGGACUGGUUAAAGUUUGAAAUUUGAGUAAACUAAACGAAAAUUAUAUAGGUGAUAUAGUAAUAUGGCGAGUGAUUAAUGCAUGAUGAACAGAUUA